This is a messenger RNA of Sporothrix brasiliensis 5110, 1161 nucleotides long. RefSeq lists its product as uncharacterized. The transcript is spliced from 2 exons. Bases 1 to 1161 code for a protein of 386 amino acids. The record is from RefSeq and is a predicted model, not a curated record. Lineage: Eukaryota; Fungi; Ascomycota; Sordariomycetes; Ophiostomatales; Ophiostomataceae.
AUGGCAAUUGGACACCAGUCCUCAUUGGAAGGCAUCUUUGACUCGCCGCACCCGUCCGUUGUUUUUCACGAUGCAGCCAGCCGACGCCAUGCCGAGGAACUGUUUUCCUCGCUUCUAGACCAGCUCGAGGUCGAUGGACUUGGCGAUGGACAUGGAGAUGGAGGUGGACACGGCUUUCGUCCCGUCGUGAUGCUCCGCGUCAUGCAUCAAGUCAGCCUCUCGCAGCUCUCCAAAGACCUCUUUUUAAACUACUUUUUCGCAAGUAUCCGCGUCGACAUGGCAGUCGGCAUGGCCAGUACUAUUGACAUCAAGGACGUUCGAUCUCGGGCCGUCGAGUUUGCUCAAUUUCUCAACGGUAGUUUCUUUGGCCCUCUCAAGGCCGCGGGAAAGAGAACGCCCCAGCCUACGCCUGCUUCGUUCUCGGUUCCCUUCCUAUCGUCAGAACAGAGUCUUCCCGGGUCUGAAUCUCGCGUCGCGACCCUACGACGAGAUUGCCUGAUCCGGGACAGGCAUCGGUGUGUUAUUACGCGACAGUUCGAUGAGAACGAGGCGUUUCGUCGCACCAAGAAGCACGGCUACGAUGCGGCCGACGACGAUGGCGUCCGCUUUGCCGACAUGCCCGAAACAGACGAAUUUGAGCUGUUGGAAGUUGCCCACAUCCUUCCCCACUCACUCAUGAGCAUGGCCAACGACGACGACAGGAGCAUUGCACGACGCAACGCACUAGCCAUUCUUGAAAUGCUGGAUACUGGCGUUCCGCAUCUCUUUGAAGGCGCCAGCAUGGAUCGUCCAACAAAUGCCAUCACCCUUACCUCGGGUUACCACAGCGUCUUUGGCUCCUUUCGGACAUUUUUCGAGGCCAUGGACGGGCCACUGCAUACGUACCGCAUACAGUCUGUUUUGCAAAGCAGGGGACGCAGGCCGUUACAGCCCAUCACCAGAACUCUGUUUUUAUCGGACACGGUCGAUCCGCCCCUCCCGCGUUUGCUAGCCGUGCACGCUGCCAUCUGCCGCAUCUUGCACUUGAGCGGCGCCGGCGCCUACUGGGACCACAUUUUCCGGGAGGCCGAAGACGAGAUGGCCAACGCGGAUGGCUCUACCAGUCUUGGGCCGUUGGUGACGCUGCGCCUCGGCGGCUGGUGGGAUGGCAAGGUCGUGUGA